AUGACGUGCGCGGCGUUCGCGGCAGUUGCUAUUGCACAUGGAGGAGCUCACCAGAAGCCAUUACAAGUUGACCCAGACGCGGACUGGGCUACCAGACAUAUGGCAGAGGAGCAUCACAUUGGAAACUUCGAUCCUACGUCCUUCUUCACUCUCCACGAUUACGACGACAACGGAUUCUGGGACAAGUCGGAAAUCCUAAAGACAUACGGCAUGACGGAUCCGAGUGCAAAAGAUACCCCGCAAGAGAAGAAGGAUGAGAUUAUUAGGGAGAUAAUGAAACUUAUGGAUACAAAUAAUAAUGGUAUCGUAGAGAAGGAAGAGUGGACUGCGUUUACGCAAGAGAGGAAAGGCACGCUACCGGAUUUCCAGACUGGGCCUGGACAUCACUGGGAUAUGGAGAUGGAGUAUGAGAUUCAUCAUUGGGAGAAAUAUCAUGAUGAGAACACCAAGGAAGAAGACUUAAUACAUCCCGAGGAUAUCGAGCAUUUCAGAUUACAUGACGAGAUGGAGGAUGAAGCGGAGAGAGUUGCAAAACUGGACAAGAUGUCGAUAGUAGAGCAGAACAUACCGGCCAAGUUCCGGAAAGAUGUAUAG
Molecule: messenger RNA, 594 nt
Organism: Mollisia scopiformis
Lineage: Eukaryota; Fungi; Ascomycota; Leotiomycetes; Helotiales; Mollisiaceae
Exons: 3
Coding region: 1-594 (197 amino acids)
Cellular component (GO): extracellular exosome; endoplasmic reticulum-Golgi intermediate compartment
Molecular function (GO): calcium ion binding
Source: RefSeq, a predicted model, not a curated record